Messenger RNA from Hordeum vulgare subsp. vulgare (domesticated barley), 2414 nucleotides. Its product is annotated as 5'-nucleotidase domain-containing protein 4. The transcript has 17 exons. Gene Ontology annotation, molecular function: 5'-nucleotidase activity. Bases 72 to 1964 code for a protein of 630 amino acids. Lineage: Eukaryota; Viridiplantae; Streptophyta; Magnoliopsida; Poales; Poaceae. The record is from RefSeq and is a predicted model, not a curated record.
CGCGGUCGCUCUCGUUCUCAACUCUCAACCAAAGGCAAACCAACCAGCACCCCAGCAGCGCGCGCGGGGCAAUGGCGGACCCCGUCGAGCUCGUGCGCCGCCUCUGCCUCCGUUUCCCGCCGCGGCUGCCGCCUCCGCGGCGCUCCAGGGUGCCGCCGCCACAGUCGCGAUGCCUCGUCAGGGCUCGCCUCCGCCUCCAGCGCUCUCCCCUGUCGCUCCGGUGCCGCGCGCUCGACGCCAGCAAGUCGUCGGCGGUCAAGGGGGAGCCGAGCGAGGAGUACGACGAUGAUGACGAGGAGCCGUACUUUUCCGUGACAUCGUCGAGGCUGUCAGAGGUGGACUACCUCGGGGAGAGCACCAAGGGGGAUUUGAACGUGCGCAGGAGGCACCUCGAUGCGCUCGGUGGGAAUGGAAAGUCAACAUUGCAUGGUCCUAUAGAGGAGAUAGCUUGGAAAGAAGCAAGACAAGCUGAAACGUUGCUCAGUGACCUGGGAAUUGCAGAUCCUUUAACAGUAAGGAACUCUCCUCGUGGAAUUUUCUGCACCAGAACACUAAAUCUUCGAUCUAUCAGUGUCAUUGGCUAUGACAUGGAUUAUACAUUGAUUCAUUACAACGUCAUGGCCUGGGAAGGGCGGGCAUAUGAUUAUGGGAUGGCCAACCUGAAGAGCAUGGGUUUUCUAGUAGAUGACCUUGAAUUUGAUCCUGACCUGGUUAUUAGGGGUCUUAUUAUGGAUAAAGUAAAAGGAAACUUGGUAAAAGCUGACCGUUUUGGGUACAUCAAGAGGGUCAUGCAUGGUACCCAAAUGUUGCCCACUCGUGCUGUGAGUGAAAUAUAUGGACGAGAGUUGGUGGACCUGCGGAAAGAAGAUACGUGGGAGUUCCUCAAUACCCUUUUCUCUGUUUCAGAAGCUGUCAUGUUCAUGCAGAUGGUUGACAAGUUGGAUCAGGGGUUGGUGCCUGCUGAACUUGGGCCACUGGAUUACAAAGGGCUGUACAAUGCUGUUUCCAAAGCACUCUUUCGAGCACAUGUAGAAGGUCAACUCAAGAGCGAAAUAAUGGCUGAGCCCGAGCGAUUUGUAGAGCCUGAUCCAGAACUGCCUCUAGCUCUUCUAGAUCAAAAAGAGGCUGGAAAGAGGUUACUUCUUAUUACUAACUCAGAUUACCACUAUACAAACAAAAUGAUGAAUCAUGCAUUCAAUCGCUUUCUUCCUAAUGAUAUGGGAUGGAGAGAUCUAUUUGAAAUGGUUAUAGUCUCCGCAAGGAAACCAGAGUUUUUCCAAAUUUCGCAUCCCUUGUAUCAAGUUGUCACUGACGAUGGAUUAUUGCGUCCCUGUUUUAAAGCAAAUUCAGGUGGCCUGUACUCUGGUGGUUGUGCUCAGAUGGUUGAGAAGUCACUAGAUAUUCAUGGAGAUGAAAUAUUAUAUGUGGGGGACCAUAUUUUUACAGAUGUCAGCCAAUCAAAGGUUCAUUUACGAUGGAGGACAGCAUUAAUAUGCCGUGAACUGGAAGAUGAGUUUGACGCACUAAUCCAAAGCCAUGGUCAGAAAGAAAAGCUUGUCACGCUCAUACAGCAAAAGGAAAUUGUCGGAGACCUUUUCAACCAACUUCGCCUGGCUCUUCAGAGACGCAUAAAUUCACGUCCUGCACAGACGCUUGCUGCAACUUGUAUGAAUGACCAGGAGCUUACAGAAAGUAUGCAAAAGUUGCUCAUUGUUAUGCAGAGAUUGGAUGAAAAGAUCGUGCCAUUGCUGGAAUCAGAUGGAGAACUUUUCAAUAAAAGAUGGGGUUGGCUGUCACGUGCUGGCCUAUGGGACAAGAGUCAUCUAACCAGGCAAAUUGAGAAAUAUGCUGAUAUAUACACAUCAAGGGUCUCAAACUUUCUACACUAUACUCCAUUCAUGUAUUUCCGAUCACAAGAACAGACGCUUGCACACGAUGUCCAUUCUUAUUCUCGCGGUCAAUAAUAUUGGUGCCAACGGGCUCCCUCUAUGUGAGUCACGCGUGGAGACGAAGUGAUGGAAAGAAGAAGAAUUGCAAGGGAACUGAUCAUGACUGUGUGGCCGUAGUUGCUGGGCUGCAACAAGCUCCUGGAUACAGUGCAAGCUCUGCUGAUUUAGGAGAUGUUGCCACGUGUAAGUAAUUUUUAUGGCCUCGUGCAUGUAUAGGUAAAGCCAUUAGCUAGUUGUAAGUUUUUACACGAUUAGAUUCCUACAGUAGGCGAUGACCGUAGUCGUUUGUUUUGGUUUAGUUUUAUUUGGUUGGGAAUAAGAAUGAUGACCAGUGUGAUUUUUAGCGGAUCAUGUGAAGUGUUACAGUGGAGAUCCGGCAAAUUAUGCAACAUAUUUUGUGCAAAACAUAUGUAUAAAGACGAUUGAAUCUCUAUUCAUGGAUGAAAUAUUUAUUUCUCGUUGCAA